This is a messenger RNA of Esox lucius (northern pike), 5864 nucleotides long. RefSeq names its product ST18 C2H2C-type zinc finger transcription factor (gene st18). The coding region runs from base 82 to 3657 and encodes 1191 amino acids. The transcript is spliced from 23 exons. The record is from RefSeq and is a predicted model, not a curated record. Gene Ontology annotation, cellular component: nucleus. Gene Ontology annotation, molecular function: zinc ion binding; RNA polymerase II cis-regulatory region sequence-specific DNA binding; DNA-binding transcription factor activity, RNA polymerase II-specific. Lineage: Eukaryota; Metazoa; Chordata; Actinopteri; Esociformes; Esocidae. Gene Ontology annotation, biological process: regulation of transcription by RNA polymerase II.
GAGAGGCAAAGUUAGUCAGCAAGUUGCAUAGCUAUCUGCAUUCUAAUUCUUCAAGCCUCUUUUGUAUGAAGUUUGGACAGAAUGUUUUUCACUGUGUUUGACCUGACUGGGAUGCUGGAGAAAACAAUGAAAGGAGCGGACAAAGCGAUUGUGGCAAAGUCCUUUGGAAAAUGGAAAAGCAGCUCUCAAAGGUCCAGGACCAUGGAGAAGCCGGAUGAGCCAUCCGAGGAGAGCAAGCAGAAGAGCCUUUCCAGCUGCACCUGUGAGUCCAUGCGAAAAGAGAAUGAAUUUCACACCCACAUCCUGAAACGUCAAGUCAACAAUUGUGCAAAUCUCGACCAAGGUGGAUUCCGUGGGCCUGGCAGCACGUUGUGUAUGUUGCCCGGAAAACUGCAAACAAAGAUGAAUUUGGAAGGAGAAGAUAACACAAUUCAAGCAUGCAAUGGUGGCAAAGUUCCAGCUGACUGCAUCACCCAGGCUCCCAGCCCCCACAACAGCACAUAUGGGUCUGUGGCUGCUAGGAAAAGGCUCGCCCGGGAAGGGGUGCAGGGCGCCCCCGUCAACAAGAGAAAGUCUCUCCUGAUGAGGCCCCGCCACUACAGUCCCAGGGAGGCGUACUGCGAGGAGGAGAACGAGGACCUGGCACCACCGCAGGACAAAGAAGAGCUGAGGAACAUUGACACUCCAGCAGAGGGAGCCCAGGAUACACUAAGCGAAGUGCCCAGAAGAAAUGGCUGCCAGGAUGCAAUAACAAAUACCCACGAUUCCUUUGGAUGGCCUGGAGUGGUGACGGAUGAUUUCCCCCAUGAUAAGGCUACAGUCUCAGCAUCACUGGGAGAUGAAGAUGCGGAGGAACGAGACCAACAACAAGAGGAGGAAGAAGACCAAAGUCAGGACAGGAUGAGUAUGACUUCCAGUUUGUCUCCACAUGACAGCCCGUACAGAGACAGCCUGGAAGCCGAGUGGGAGCCUCUGUCCCUGGCUCGUUCUGCUGGGGUCAAUGGCUCCGUCAGCAGCCCUUCCAAAGCCACCACCAUCGGGGGAGGAGACCUACCGGGCAGGCAUGACCACCGGCCCGUGAGAGAUGAUAAUCCAGAUUCGGACAUGAGGGGGUACAUAAUGGGCAAAGUUGGCCCUUUCCAAGCCGGGUCCCUGCAGCUCUACCGACCAACCCCCAGUGAGGAGGACAGUGAGGGGGAGGCAGAGGUGGAGAGGCCUCCCCGGGUGGAGGGUUGGGCGUUGGGCCUGCAGGACAUGGAGAGACCCCUGGGCCUAGAAAUGGACAGAGAAGGAGAGGACAGAGAGAAGGAAAGAGGGAGGGUGAACCUGAGCCUCCUGGAGCAGGCCAUGACGCUGCAGUCAGAGCAGAGGCAGGUCCUCCACAAUGCCUACAGGGAGAUGGACAGGUUUCUGCUGGAGCAGAUGACCAACGACAGGCGGCAUCAGCGGCUACUGGAUAUGGAGUCCAGGGUGGUGUAUCAUGGAUGUAAAGACUCUCCACGGCCCGACAAGAAGGAUAUUCGGUGUCCCACACCUGGCUGUGAUGGUACUGGGCAUGUCACUGGUCUAUAUCCCCACCACCGGAGUUUGUCUGGGUGUCCCCACAAAGUCAGAGUUCCCCCAGAGAUCCUGGCCAUGCAUGAAAACGUCCUCAAGUGUCCUACUCCCGGGUGCACAGGAAGGGGCCAUGUAAACAGCAACCGUAGCACCCACCGGAGUCUCUCAGGCUGCCCCAUCGCCGCUGCAGUCAAAGUCUCCAAACCUCAAGAGGAGAGCCCCAAAUGCAGGCAAGCACACGACCGAUUGUCCAGUAGCCACUUUCUUCAUCAAAUCCAACAACAACCCCUCGUCUUCUUGGAUUCUUCUCCAACCAGACCUCUCGCCCCCCUCAUGAAGAAGCUGGAGUUCAAUCAGUACAACUACAGGUUCGCUCAUCACCAUCCUGUCACCGCCGCUUUGCAAGCCAACCUCACUAAGGACAUGGACAAGUACAGCAAGAUCCGCUUUGAUUACGCCAGCUUUGAUGCACAGGUCUUCGGCAAGCAACCUCUGAUGGCACCCAACCAGGACCAAGAAAUCUCUUCUUCACACUUCCCUGACUCCACUCUCCAGUACACUGGCUUCCUGGGAGCCCCCAGCAACCGUCUGCCCACGCCUGGCCCCGGGCACCACAGCCCACCCAGCCUUUAUAAAUCUGGAGGUGAGGGGCUCCAAGCCACCGCAGCCACCACCGCCAUCCUCAACCUCUCCACCCGCUACCGAAACAACAUGGAGGCCAUCUCCAUCUCCGACCGGCCCCUGGCAUCCUCCACAAAGGAUAUGCCCAUAGAAGUGGAUGAGAACGGCACUCUGGACCUGAGUAUGAAGAAGAGUAGGGAGGUGAAAGCCCCAUCCAAGGUGCCUUUGGGGGACGCUGCCCUGUCCCCUCCUGAGUCCACUCUGCCCAAGCCGCCCAGCAGUGUGCACAUCAGCCCUGCCUUCUACCAGAUCCUAUGUGAGAGAGAGGCCUGGGAAUCACCCCUUCAUUUCAGCAAAGCCCAACAAAUGAUGCAAGACAGAGAGCAGGAGGAUUUUGACAAUGCUUCUCUGGAGGACCAGAGCUACUCCGGAGAUGCAAGCAUGUUCAGCCCCAAGACCAAGAUGCUCUUAAGAGAUGCUAAGAAAGAGCUUAUGAGCUGUCCUACCCCCGGCUGUGACGGAAGUGGCCAUGUUACAGGGAAUUAUGCGUCACAUCGGAGUGUAUCUGGGUGCCCCCUGGCUGACAAGACUCUCAAAUCGCUGAUGGCAGCCAACUCUCAGGAACUAAAGUGCCCAACACCUGGUUGUGAUGGAUCUGGACACGUGACUGGGAAUUAUGCUUCACACAGAAGUUUGUCAGGAUGUCCACGUGCCAGAAAGGGAGGUUUGAAGCUUACACCAAACAAAGAUGAAAAAGAUGACCAAGAAAUGAAGUGUCCAGUGAUGGGCUGUGAUGGCCAGGGCCACACCUCGGGGAAGUACACAUCUCACCGCAGUGAGGGCAGCUGCCCUCUGGCUGCCAAGAGGCAGAAAGAGUCAUCCAUCAAUGGCCUCCCCUUCCCCUGGAAUAAGGCGUGCAAACAGGAACUGCCCCACUGUCCCCUGCCUGGCUGCAAUGGCCUUGGACAUGCCAAUAAUGUGUUUGUCACCCACAGAAGUUUGUCUGGGUGCCCACUUAAUGCUCAGAGUAUCAAGAAAAAGAUUACAGGAGAGGAGAUGAUGACUAUUAAACUAAAAGCCAGUAGCGGAGUCGACAAUACUGAUGACAUGCAACACUUGGAUCACGAAAUCAAGGAAUUGAAUGAAUCCAAUCUGAAAAUUGAAGCUGACAUGAUGCAACUGCAGACACAGCAGAUAUCGUCGAUGGAAUGCAACCUGAAGACAAUUGAGGAGGAGAACAAGAUGAUAGAACAGCACAACGACAGCCUUCUGAAAGAGUUAGCUCGACUCAGCCAAGCUCUCAUCAACAGUCUCACAGACAUCCAAUUGCCUCAAAUGGGUCCCAUCAGCGAGCAUAAUUUUGAAGCCUAUGUGAACACAUUAACAGAUAUGUACAACAAUUCGGAACACGACUACUCUCCCGAGUGUAAGGCUCUCUUGGAUAAUAUCAAACAGGCUAUAAAGGGAAUCCACGUUUAAGCUGUCAAGCCACCAAGAGUAGAUGUCUUUGAGUUGGGAUAAUGGCACUGGAUGGCUGUGUUUUUCCUGGAGAGUGCAGUGCUGGCUUAGUUGCAUGUAUAAGACAAGGCUUUGGGGAAUGUGCCCAAAUUUCACCGUUGAAUGCAAUGCACUGAGACAAUUACCAGCCGAAAAUAAUUUGUAAUGUUUUUUAACGCUUCUGUAUUCUCUUGACAUGUUACUUCUGGUGAGAUUUCUACCCCCCUUGCACUUAAUUAUUUUGUAUGGUUUGCUUGAUUUUAAACCUGUAUUUGUAAUUUUUUUGUCAUAUUAUUGCUAUUUAUUAUCUUUAUUCAUCAAUGUAUUUAUUUCCACACAUUUUUAUUUAUUUCUAUGAUUGUAAUGCUAAAUAUUUAAAAUCCUAAUUCAGCACAUUGUAUAUUACAUUAAAGCACAUUCCAGUCUCAAUCAUAGCUGUCUUUCGCCAUCUAGUGGUGGUUUAUUUAUAUAUCAGAUAAUGUCAUAAAACAAUUUGGAUCUACCCAUGAAGGUUGAGAACUCCACCAGAAUAAUCCAGAAUCUACAUUUUUGUAAUUGUUGCUUUUUCUUCUAUUUAUUAUUCAAUCCUGAAUGUAUGGUAAAAACAAAAUGAAGACGAAAGAUCAAAAAUGCAAUGCUACUGUACUGUACAUCUUUUAAUUAAUUCAACAAUACGUUAAAAGUUGAUGGCAAUCAGGGAGUUGCUUUCAGCUUUUAGCAAAAUGCAACAUUGUUUCAUUUCAUUCAAUGAACAGAAUGUCAGAUUCAACUUUGAGUGUGUUGCUAGAACAGAGCAACGGACAGCACUAAGAAAAUGGAUAAAUCCACUUUGACAAGAUGUUGUCUUUCUUUUUCUUAAAUUAUAUUGAUAUUAAACUGCCUUCUGUGCACACGUUGUGUGUGCAUAUAUGUGCCUACAUGUAAAUGAAUACAUAAAAUAUACAGUACUCUGUUUUGUGGUAGGACAGUAUUAUGUGAAUGGUGUCUAAUUUAUUCUAUACAGUACACUUAUUUUCAAAGGAUAAAAUGACUGUUUAUAUACCAUUUAAAAUAUUUAAGCAUUGUCUCGGUAGCUGUUAUCUCAAAGUCAGGUUUUGGAGUAUCACAGGUUAAGAAGUGUUAGUGCUUUUUUACAUUUGACAUAUUAUCAAAAUGGAAAACAAUAGGUGAUGAAAAAUGUAACACCAUUACAAACAUUUACUCAGAUUCCUACUAUUAUAUGAAACCUUUUACAUACAUAAAUGUAUGCUCAUUAAUACUUUAAAGGUGGAAGUGGCAUUUCAGUUUAUGUAGUUAAUAUAUCUCCCUAAAGGGACUUGGUGGCGGAAAUAUCAAUGCCAGUACUUUAGGGCCAGAUUCAAUAAGCAUUUGCACCUUGGUACAUGUAAAUCAAGUUCUAAUAGAUGACUGUCAAUUAUUUUGAUUUUCAGUACAUCACUAUUACCUGAAGCAAAAAGGGACAAACAAACAAGGAUAUUGCUAGAUAUUAAUAUUGCUCUUAAUUGUUUGUUUUCAAUUGUUUGUCAUAUUUCUUAUUAAACUGACAUGUGAAUCAGUUGCACUUUUUCUUUUGUAUUUCAGAUGAGUUCUAUUGCCCUGGGGUUCCAGAGAAUUAAACUUAAUUUUCUAGUGAGCACUAAUGUCAUAGUACAAUGUUAUUAUUUAGAGGUUUGCAUGGGUUGAUUGUCCUAUCAAGUUAAAUGCAUUUAGUUUGACUUGGCCAACUACACAUUUGAGGAGAAAUUUGAAAUGAAUACAUAUCUGCAAAACAUAGCCAAAUUAAAAACACAUGUUGAGGAACAUACUUUAAUACAAUACUCAACACAGUAUAAAUCAUUUAAAUAUUUAAAAUGUAUUAAUUGAACAUUUUGUUUAACUUAAUUAUUGUUAAUUUAUUUAUAAUUCAUGAAUAUAACACACACAUUGUUUGCUCAGGAAGUUUAGUGAAGAAUAUUUAUUUUGCCCUGAUAGUAUUUGAUGUUUUGUAAUGUGAACUGGAUUUUUGUGGAAUGAUAUCAGUAUGAUGAAAAUGUGUUUUUUCCUUUUUCAUUAAAAUGUUAUGCUUUUUCGGUUGAAGUAGUUUGUAAAUGGAAAGUUCCGAUUACUUUUACUAUUUCAUAAGCAGAUAUGCGCUGUGUUGUACAGUUUGUGUAUGGUAGAAAUAAAACUUUUUAAAUGGUUGUGCGAUU